AUGCCAGUAACCAACCACAACACUGUUUCUAAGCAUAAGGGAAAUCAAAUAUCAUUUGAAAAGUUCUUCAAUAGCUUCUCAGAAUUCAAAUUAUCAAGUGAUGGUUCUCUGGUGGCUGUAAAGAGACUCACAGGUUAUGUUCAAGGUAACGAAUUACAGUUUCAAAAGGAGGUUGAGACGAUAAGCAAAGUGGUGCAUCGGAAUCUACUCCGGCUGCAAGGGUUUUGCAUGACACAAACUGAACAGUUGAUUGUGUAUCCGUAUACGGCCAAUGACAGUGUUGUAUCUUGUCUACACGAUCGACCUGAUACACAGCCUGCACUUGAUUGGUCGACAAGGAAACGAAUAGCGUUGGGAUCCGCAAGGGGCCUUGCUUAUUUGCAUGACCAUUGUGACCCAAAGAUCAUUCAUCGUUAUGUGAAAGCCUCAAGUAUCUUGUUGGAUGAGGAGUUUGAAGCUGUUAUCGGAGACUUUGGGUUGGCUAAACUCAUGGACUACAAUGAUACUCAUGUUACAACACAUGUCCGUGGUUCUAUUGGACACAUAGCGCCAGAGUAUCUAUCCACAGGGAGAUCUUCAUAA
Lactuca virosa is the source of this 582-nucleotide messenger RNA. The record is from the annotation of a GenBank genome assembly. NCBI's taxonomy places the organism in Eukaryota, Viridiplantae, Streptophyta, Magnoliopsida, Asterales, Asteraceae.